CUUUCGCAUGUCCCACAGUUCCAUUUACAGAUUUUUGGCAUAUUUCGUUUACCUUCAGUAUAUUCGAAGCACACCACACCUUAAACCAGUCGGACUCGUUAGCGGGACUUUCCAGGGUAGAUCUUUGAUUAAAAAGUGCCAACAUUUUGUACGGUUCAGAAAAGAAUUCCCGCUUGCAUACACUGUCAGGAAAGUGAGUUAUUUAACAACCGCUCCUCUUUCCCUUUGUCCUGAAAGGAAAUCCGGAAUCUCUCAUCUUUUUAAAAGUCCCGUCUGUCAAUUAUCGCUUCAAGGCCGAAGUUAGGAGCGAUUUGAGCAACGUUUUCGUUCCCCUCCCACGUCUUACUUUUUCCUUCCGAGGGAGCCUCCUCAGCCCGCCGGCUUGUCCGGGAAAUCCGGACGGCUUCCAAGUGGGUAUCCCGAAGCAGCAGCCGCAGUAGCAGAAGGGGCGUAGUGGAAGCGGACGGGGGGGGGGCGUGAGUUCUGGGCAGAGCGAGGGAGCGAAAGAAGAUGGCGGGGCGGACGCUGGCGGCAUAGGAGCCGACGAGACUGCGAAAUUAAGCCGCUAGGGGAAGCCACUCGCGGAGGCAGGCACGCAGGCAGGCAGCAAGGGCGGGAAUCUUGCUGUGGCUGCUGCUUCCCCUGCUUCCUCGGACGUGGCCAGGGCCGCUUUGAAGGGACAGCUGAGGCGGCGGCUGGGCUGGUUGCGGGGCCCGGCCGGGGUGGAGGCGGGAGGUUGAGAGAAUGGUGAAUCCGGAGCGGCGGCGGUGGUGCUGCUGCAGCCGGAGCCGACUGCUUGUGGCCUCACGCGGUUGGGCCGCUCAUUAGUCAGGCCUGGAGGAGCCGGCGGCGCGGAGCAUUCGGAGCCCCGCGGUCGAAGAGUGGCUGCUGGAGAGACAGCGCUUGCCGCCGAGGCUGCGGCCCCGGAGCGUCGGCGAAGCCAUGCCGUGGCUUAGCGGAGGACGGAGACGGCGGCAGCAGCAGCAGCAGCAACAGGCGGCGGCGCCCGGAGGACCAGGGAAGGGGCAGCCUCCUGUCGUGCCGUCUGCGGCGAUCGGAGGUGGCAGCGGGCCGCGGGGCCGAGAGAGCUCGGAAUUGCCUUUGCCCGCAGGUUGGGAGGAAGCGAGGGACUACGACGGACGCGUCUUUUACAUCGACCACAACACCCGGCAGACUUCGUGGAUCGACCCCAGGGACAGGAUUACCAAGCCAUUGACUUUUGCUGACUGUGUUGGUGAUGAACUACCUUUAGGAUGGGAAACUGUUUAUGAUCAACAGAUUGGUGUUUAUUACAUGGACCACAUAAAUCAACUCACACAAAUUGAAGACCCAAGAGAGCAAUGGAGAAGAGAACAGGAGCGCAUGUUAAAGGAAUAUUUAAUUGUCGCUCAGGAAGCACUUAAUGCCAAGAUGGAAAUUUAUCAAAUUAAGCAGCAGCGAUUUGAGCUAGCACAAGAAGAGUAUCAACAGUUGAAUAAAAUGUGUGAGGAUGACAGUCGCUCUUAUGCAAGUACAUAUUCAGGAUUUUCAACCAACACUAAAUACAACCCGUCUCAGAUUAAAGCAGAAAUAGCUAGUCGACGUGAUAGACUUUCUAGAUUAAAGAGAGAAUUAACACAGAUGAAGCAAGAACUACAGUACAAGGAAAAAGGAGUAGAAACACUACAAGAGAUUGAUCGGAAGAUGUCUAAUUCUCAUAUGAAUUAUAAAUUGGAUGAAGCCCAAGCAAUAAUGAAUGAACUUCGAAGCAUCAGGAAAGCCAUAUGUUUGGGUGAAAGAGAAAGGCAAGAUUUAAUGCAGAGUCUGGCCAAGCUGACGGAUGGAUUCAGAAAUAGUUUUUGCAUUACAGAAUCUUUUCAUGAUCUUCAGCACAGUUCUGAUUCAUUCAAUGACUCCAAUCUAUCUCAACUAUAUUGUGAUGCUUGUUCUCAAACUGACAUCAUUGGCGAGCUUGGAUUGGAAGAUACAACAAGAUAUCUAGACAAAAUGAAACUGAUUUGGCAGUAUGAAGAGACCAAAAAAAGAAUUUUCAGAAUCCAGCAACAGUUGGCUUUACAAGACCAUAAAUCUUGGCCAGGAAUGGUGGAGGCUGAUAGAGAUCAUCUUCAGCUUAUUAAAGAAAAAGAGGCUCUCUUACAAGAACUUCAGCUUAUAAGUCAGCAACAGCGUUCACCAGAAGACCUGGAACACAUUGAGGAGGAAAAAAGACGCUUGGAGGAGGAUAUCCAGCAGGCUCGGGCUACUUCUCCUCAUGGUGCUGCUGAAAGGAUACUUUUACAAGAGAAGAAUAAUUGUUUGCUUAUGCAGUUGGAAGAAGCAACUCGUUUAAGUUCCUAUUUAUGCUCACAAUUGAAAAGUUUAUCUGCCAGUUCUUUGACAAUAUCUUCUGGAAGCAGUAGAGGAUCAUUGGCAUCCAGCCAUGGGUCAUUGGCAUCCAGCAGAGGCUCCCUGAGUUCUGUUAGUUUCACAGACAUCUAUGGUCUCCCUCAGUAUGAUAAAUCUGAUACUGCUGUUGACUAUGGUCAUCAUAUGCAAUAUGAUCCAGUUUCAGUUGAUUUUCAUAACAAAGAUAUACAGUAUCAUGAGUCUAUUGGAUCUCCAGCUAGCAGUAAACAACAAAGAUCUUUAGAUACUCCUCUGUCUUUGGCAUCAUUGUCAUCAAGGUCAUCCCUUUCUUCACUGUCACCUCCAAGUUCUCCCCUGGAUACUCCCUUCCUACCUGCUUCUUGGGAUUCUCUAUUAGUCCACAAGUCAGAAGGGUAUGAAGAAGUAACAUACACAGGUACCUCAGAAAUACUUCGAGCUCAGAGCUCUGUUUUGGGUGAAGACAAAGGACAAGAAAUGGUAGCAUCUAAGGCUACUGAAUAUUCCACAAGAAAUGACGCAUUAUCAAUUAUCAAUAUUCCAAAUUCUGCUGUGACCUUACGUGAAAAUAGCACUAGAAGAUUGGAAAGGAGAUCCAGAAAUGAAGAUGUUGAAGAAUCACUUUAUAAUGAUGGUGUCACUAGUGAAGAGCCCAAAAUGCAGGUUGGAUUUCUGCAUGACAGUGGAAGUGAAUGUCUCCUUAUCCAUGUGUUGCAGCUAAAGAAUUUUACUGGAUUUGCCAUCAAAGAAGGCUGUAAAAUACACGUGAGAAUAUACUUACCAUCUGUUGAGUCAGGCACCACAACCACAUAUUGCUCUAAGGCUUUGGAAUUCCAGGCUUCGUUAAUAUUUAAUGAAGUCUUUCAGGUUCCUGUACAAUCAAAUACCUUAAAACUCAAAGUGCUUCAACUUUACAUUUGUUCACUUGGCCAGCAGCAACAAGAAGAAUUAUUGGGCAUUGCUCAGAUCAGCCUAGCUAACUAUGAGAGUUCUAGUGAGAUGCAGCUUUGCUGGUAUCCUGUUCAGACCUUCAUUGGUUCAGAUUGUGAACAAAAAAAAGAACAACCUAAACAUGAAGAAAGUGCUUCUCAUUCUAUUGAAAAUAAAAAUAUAAUGAAAAUGGAUGCUAUGGCAGAACUGUUAGCUAGGACAACAGCUCAACUGGAAGCUGUGGAGAGAGAACUUGCAGAGGAGAGAGUAAAACUGGAGUACACAGAAGAGGAACUACUACAGCUGGAACAAAAACAAGAUCAAGGAGAAGCUGUGUCAGAGAGAAGCUGGCAAGCAGAAUCAGUUGAUAGUGGAUGUAAUAAUUGCAUGCAGUCCAGUCAUCACUUGGAGUCCUAUUGUGGUGAAUCAUUGCAGAUUCCUAUGUUUGCAUAUCAAACAGAUCAGUAUAUUUCUGGAAGAAAUCAGGCUCCAACUUUAAAGGUGGACAAGGAGACUAAUACAGAAGAUCUUUUUUCUGAAGAAAUGGUUUUGCCUCAUAAAAACAGACUAGGCCGUCGAUCCCGUGGUUCUGCAUUUGUUCGUAAUAAUACUAUUGUUCGCUCACAGACAUUUUCACCUGGUGCACGAAGCCAAUAUGUUUGCCGACUAUAUCGUAGUGAUAGUGACAGUUCCACUUUGCAAAGAAAAUCACCUUUUAUACGGAAUACUUUGGAGAGGCGUAUGCUGCGUUAUAAGCAGCAUUCAUGUAGAUCAUCAUUGGCUGAUCUUAUGGAAAGGACAUCUCUAGACCUGGAGCUGGAUCUUCAGGCAUCAAGAACAAGGCAGAGACACUUAAAUGAGGAAUUAUCUAUUCUAAGAGAAUUGCGGCAGCGUCUGGAGGAUGCCCAGCUUAGUGGUCAAACUGAUCUGCCUCACUGGGUCAUUCAUGAUGAACGAUUCCGAAAUUUGCUGAAGGAAGCAGAAAGGCAGACAAGGCAAAUAAAAUUUGAUCAUCGUCAACAACAAGCAGCUGAAAAAUUGCUUAAAAAAGCUUCCAAAGAAGUAUACCAACUGCGUGGUCAAAAUCAAAAGAUACCUUUUCAGGUGCAGACUUUCCGAGAGAAGAUGGCAUUCUUUACAAUGCCAAGGAUCAGCGUCCCACCUCUACCAGCUGAUGAUGUAUAAAGAAGUAUUUAUCUGCCUUUUCCUAUUUUAAAAUGAAGUUAUUGAACUACUUAAGUUUAUUUUAAAAAAAUAUGCAAAGAUUAUUAAUAUACACAUUUUGUAAAAAAAAUAGAAAAAUAUACAUAUAUACUGUG
Molecule: messenger RNA, 4613 nt
Organism: Crotalus tigris (Tiger rattlesnake)
Lineage: Eukaryota; Metazoa; Chordata; Lepidosauria; Squamata; Viperidae
Gene: WWC3
Product: WWC family member 3
Exons: 23
Coding region: 943-4479 (1178 amino acids)
Biological process (GO): cell migration; regulation of hippo signaling; regulation of DNA-templated transcription
Cellular component (GO): cytoplasm
Molecular function (GO): molecular adaptor activity; kinase binding
Source: RefSeq, a predicted model, not a curated record